AUGGGAGAAGAAGAGGUGCUUCAAUCCGAAUCCAAUGUAGCCAGCACCAACGAAGAGUACACUUUCCCCACGCUACGCUUCGAUGUCUCUCCUCACAGAACCUACCAUUUCCACCGUCAGUUCAUCACUCCCUCCAACCCUAACAAUUUCCACAAGGCCGUUAAAUGGUCACCCGACGGUUCCUGCUUCCUCACCUCUUCCGACGACAACACUCUCCGCAUCUUCGCGCCACCGGGAACUGAAAGCGACUCUCCCGUUGCUGCUUCCAACGACGAUUCCUUUACUGCAAACGUAGUCAUGCAUGAAGGAGAGUCUAUACACGAUUUCUGUUGGUAUCCUUACAUGACUUCCUCUGAUCUUGUGACCAAUGUUUUUGCGACUACUACACGCGACCAUCCAAUUCAUUUAUGGGAUGCCACCUCUGGCCAGUUACGUUGCACAUAUCGCGCAUAUGAUGCAAUGGAUGAAAUUACAGCUGCUUUUUCAAUUGCUUUUAAUCCUGCAGGGACUAAGAUAUUUGCUGGAUACAACAAAUGUAUCAGGAUGUUUGAUUUACACCGCCCUGGUAGAGAUUUUGAAUUGUAUUCCACAGUGAAAGAUAAAAAAGAAGGCCAAACAGGUAUUAUAUCUGCAAUGGCUUUUUCUCCAUUUCAUUCUGGGAUGCUAGCUUUGGGUUCUUACAAUCAAACUGCUGCUAUUUAUAGGGAGGACAACAUGGAACUCUUGUACCUUUUGCACGGUCAUGAAGGUGGAAUUACACAUGUCCAGUUUUCGAAAGAUGGAAAUUAUUUGUAUACUGGAGGUCGGAAGGACCCGUAUAUACUCUGCUGGGAUGUGCGCAAGUCUGUGGAUUGUGUUUACAAGUUAUACAGAUCAUCAGAAAAUACCAAUCAGCGGAUACUGUUUGAUAUUGACCCUUCUGGACAGCAUCUUGGUACAGGUGGCCAGGAUGGUUUCGUACACAUAUAUAAUCUUCAAACUGGGCAGUGGGUUUCAUGCUUCGAGGCUGCUUUAGACACAGUUAAUGGUUUCUCAUUUCAUCCAUUUCUACCCCAUGCCGUCUCAUCCUCAGGCCACCGAAGAUUUGUGAUUCCAGAUGAUGGCAAUGAAGAAUUGUGCUUGAGUGGUCGUGAAAAUUGCGUCUCAGUAUGGACAUUCUGUUGUGAUUCAAUGGAGAUUGACUUGAAGAGCAAUGGCAGUUUCAACCAUCAGUCUGAAAGUAGUUACAUGGACUGA
Sphenostylis stenocarpa is the source of this 1236-nucleotide messenger RNA. The record is from the annotation of a GenBank genome assembly. Lineage: Eukaryota; Viridiplantae; Streptophyta; Magnoliopsida; Fabales; Fabaceae.